Messenger RNA from Dothidotthia symphoricarpi CBS 119687, 1082 nucleotides. RefSeq lists its product as uncharacterized. The record is from RefSeq and is a predicted model, not a curated record. The transcript has a single exon. The coding region runs from base 124 to 702 and encodes 192 amino acids. NCBI's taxonomy places the organism in Eukaryota, Fungi, Ascomycota, Dothideomycetes, Pleosporales, Dothidotthiaceae.
AGGGGGUUUUCUUUAUUCCCCACUUCUGCUGUGCCUGACAGCCUGCAGUGAUCCCCGAAUGUGGCGUUCUCCUUGACCGUUGUGGCAGCCACCAGGCUUCCCAUUCGCAGUCAUGCUGUAACGAUGGAGUCAAAGUAUAGCCAAAGCGGACAAGCUGCCGCAAAUAGACUCUGCUAUAUCCACAGAGGUGCAUGGGGACCUGUUAGAGUUCCACUUUCUCCACGGUAUUUGAUGGUUGACCAGGCGUUAGCUUGCGCCACCAGCUGGGAAUGCCCCAUACCUGGAUGCAGGACCCAUCUAGGUCAUGCACUGACUUUGGGCCUGUAUAUCGUGUCAGCCGCGCAGUGCGCGGUAGACCCCCAUUACUCAUGGCUGCAUCAGGAGAGAGGGCGUCGGGUCGUUCACGAAAGGUGGGGUCGGAAGUGCAGCAUGCAGCCGCGGCAGGCGAAGGGAUCGAGGCCUUGUCGAUCGACGAACUUGGGUUCACAAGUGCCGCCAACCGCCGAAAGGCUUUCGAUUCUCCGUCUGCCUCUUAACAUCUCUUGCUGCGCCCUUGUCCGCCUGCAUUUCAUCAAAGGAUGGGGAUGUCCGCGAUUGUUUCAUCGGCUACCGCGCAGCCUAUGUCUCGCCGCCGCUGCCGCCGACUAUCAUGCUUUUCGUUUCAUGACCUCAACUGCUGUUGAAUGUUCCACAACGUCAUGACAUAAUCGGCUGUACAGCAUGCAGGGACGAUACGAUGCGCUCGGAUUCGGGGAAUCGAUGAGGGUCUCCUACACUUGGGAGAUAGUGAGUGCUGACCCUAGAUCAAGCGGUUUCAGCGACCUCAUUCGCUCUGGUAUUCGAUCUGCUCGCUAUCUGAUGAGAUGCGUAGUAGGAAGAGCUCAGGACUGAAGCCAUUCUGCCUCCUGAAUGUGCACUGGUGUGUACUCUGUGCCGUGCACCUUUUCCAGUAACAUCGCGCAAUGACCUGCAUACAACUCCCUGAAUGUCACCGAAAUGGGCCCUACAAGCGCUGCAACCUCCAACGACUGGCUUCUCGCGGAAACUUAAUCUUGACUGACGCGGCGGCCCGACGGAAUCCU